Molecule: messenger RNA, 1320 nt
Organism: Limulus polyphemus (Atlantic horseshoe crab)
Lineage: Eukaryota; Metazoa; Arthropoda; Merostomata; Xiphosura; Limulidae
Product: leucine-rich repeat-containing protein 15-like
Exons: 2
Cellular component (GO): extracellular matrix
Molecular function (GO): protein binding
Source: RefSeq, a predicted model, not a curated record
GACAAAAUAACUACACGUACUUUUUCAACAUCGUGUGUUUAAUAUUAACAUGUUAGAAGGAAAGAUCAUGACUAACUUAUCUUUAUAUUUCCGUUUCUUUACUUGUUUAUUCCUCGUUUGUUAAGCACGUGCAUCAUCAAACAGGAAGUUUAGUAAUAUUACGUAGUUCUGAUAAACGUUACCUUGUUUUAAACAACGUUUGUUACAAUUAUCAACAACAAGUUUGAAUGAAACAACAGUCUGAUCUUCAGAAGAUCCCAUUUCUGUCCAACAAUGUUUCUCGUCUGGUUUAUCGUUCUUCCGUUUGUUUGUUUAUCUAGUGUCAAGGUGAAAGUUUCUGAAAACCAGUGCCCUCAGCUGAAGAACUGUACUUGUCAAUACCAAGGUCAGUUUUUAAAUGUUAACUGUUUUAACAUAUCUGACACGUCACAGUUGACUAGUGUGCUACACGAAGACCUGAAAAACCAAACUUUAAACCAUGUUUAUAUCAGUAACUCUAAUAUAUCCCACAUUCCCACAUCUCUUUUCGCCAACCUGACAAUACAGAAGAUUAUCUUGCGACAUGUGGAUGUGAAGACCAUUGAUCCAGACGCUUUUGAAACCGUUCAAUAUCUUGUUGAACUCAGAUUAAACUAUGGUAAAACAAAAUCCAUACCAAGAGCUAUUUCUAACGUAGGAAUGAGACUUUUAUGUCUGUGGAUGGAACAUGGAGAAAUCAAGGAGAUCAAAUUUGAGUUUCAAAACUUUAUAAUCUUAGAGGAAUUAUAUUUACAAGCAAACAAAAUCGCAUCUAUUCAUAAAAAUGCGUUUGAUUCCCUUACGAAACUACGUAGACUCGAUCUUUCCAUAAACCUGAUCAAUGUUCUGGAACCAGAAAUGCAUCAACUAAAAGAGUUGUUUCUGGGAAACAGUUCUUUGAUGUAUGCUGACGGAUUGUUGGAUAACAUGGUCAACAUUGAAAAGGUGAACCUAACGAACAACGGCAAAAAUUUGGACAAGCUUACUUCGACGAGUUUAGUAAAUCUUAAAGAUCUUAAUCUAUCGAAGAACCCUUUACAAUCGUUGAGAAAAGAUACAUUUGGCAAUAAUUAUGUGUCACUGAGGAUUUUGAAACUGAGUAACACUGAAUUAAAGUCGGUUCAUAAAGAAACAUUCCGGAAAAUGUCGUUUCUCCGCAGAUUAUAUCUAACUAAUAAUUACAUAGUUGAACUUGAAAACACAACAUUCGACAACUUACCUCUGGCUUUGAUUAACCUCAACAAUAAUCAAUUGAUGACAAUCACAGGGCUCUUCGUUAACUUGCCAUUGAAACAUCUGAAU